This is a messenger RNA of Pocillopora meandrina, 3501 nucleotides long. The record is from the annotation of a GenBank genome assembly. NCBI's taxonomy places the organism in Eukaryota, Metazoa, Cnidaria, Anthozoa, Scleractinia, Pocilloporidae.
AUGGCGGCAUCUGGCAUGUCACACGGAAGAAGGAAAGGUAAUUUGGCAUCAUUUUAGCUCAAUGAUUUCUAUAUCUUGCGAAUAUAGCACUUUGACGAAAGAUAUUCAUGUUCUUAACCUUGCCCUGUGUAGGAAAUAGAGUCCCGGUGGAGCGGCACUUGGAUCAGAAUUGGAGACAGUAAGUGAUUCACUAUUAGCUAUCAUGCAGUUUAUUUUAUGAGUCCAGGCAAGUUAACUUAAAUGGCACGCUUUUAGAGUUCUUGCUCGUCGAAGAGAGUUCAUGAGUCUAUUGAUGCUCACCAUUUAUUUAUUGGCAAUGGGAGGAACAACUGUUUAAUUAAAUUACGCAAAGCUGUAAUAUUUUAUACGGAACCAAAUAAAAUGAAAGUUCAGUCCAACUGUUUUUCCCUCGUUUAUGACAGGUUUUCUACUAAAUAAUGGACUUUGCCUGUCCCUUUUUCUCGAUGAAUCACUCUAAGGGGGUAAGUCUGUGGUCAUGGCCCCAUGCACUUGUCCUGAUCUGGAAAAUGAAAUUAUUAAAGAUAAUAAAGUGAAGGAUUAUCUUCAUAUUGCAGACCUCCAAGAUCAGGGUCUCCUAGUACAUCACAUGUGAAUGGUAACAGCUCCCACUCCUCUCUUAAAAGAGAUCCAAAUGCAAGUCCUGCAGAUCAGGAAUUUAAAAAGAAUGUAGAUUUUUUACAAAAAGGUAAGGUAUUUAAAGAAUCUUUCAUUUUAAUGAUUGUUAUUGUAAGUGAUCUUUUAUUAAUUCAGAGCUAUUAAAAUGUACAGGAAAGAUUUGGAAUUUUUUAGUAGAACUUUGUGUUGCUGUUAUUUCUCAGUUUUUCUGAUCUCAAAAAUGGUAAAGACAUGUGAAAGAGUGCCCUUUUUUUUUACAUGACUGGUUUUGUUGUGAGCUUGUUUUUUGUUGUAAAUACCUCUGUCAGAUCAAAACAUUCAGUAGAGAUAUCAUUCUGUAAUUUAAAUUUUUUUUUUUACUUAAACUUAUUAACAAACUUCAAAUAAAACAUUACUAGUCCAAACAUGAAAAUAGAUUUCAUCAGCACCCUUGUCUCAAAUAACCUCAAUAAUAUGUACCUUCACUGAAAAUCAACUUAAGUUGUGAAUAUUUCACUUGCAGAAUGGAGAAAAUUGGAAGCUGAGUUAAAAUCAAAAAAAGGUGAGCUUUGUUUGAACUUAAUUGUGUUUUUCUUUUGUUUUACAUGAACUGCACCAAACAGGAGUAAAGUACAAAAAGGGUUACUCUUUUACUAAGGCUUAGCUCCUACUGGUGAAAAAAUGAUCGUGUUCAUUCAUAAUUAUAAAUGUAAUUGUAAUGGGGUUGUUAUCAAGUGAGAACACAACAGAAGCUCAGAUAAAUCACGUAAAGAUGCAAUUUUAGAAAGUUAUGGGCGUGGAAUUACCAGAACCAGAGCAAUCAUUCGCCAGAAUAGAAAUAAUUAAUAUGUCUCCAUGAUUGUAUGAUUGUCUUUAGUUAGUGAUUGUAUAUUGCAAGAUUUUAUGUCCCUCUGUAAAGUAACCAUAAUUAUUUGUAAUCAGAAUCAUACAAAAAUCUACAGUCAUUUACUUAUGAUAACAUUCAAGCUGAAAUGUAUCUUAAUGAUAAUUUGUUUAUCAGUGCUCCCACUCAGACACAUGAAACAUGAUAAAGAUGUUUUUUAUUUAUGAUUGUCUUGUUAAUAGUAAUUGGACAGCAAGCCUAAUUCAGUUGCCAAAUCUUGUUAUAAUUUUUCCUUAGAUACAAUUACGCCAUAUGUUGGUCGUGAUCCAGAAAAACCAGGUAUUGUUGAUGAUGUUUUGAUUGCUGCAAGUAACAGUUAAAGAAAUCCAAACAUUUUUUUGAAUCAGUUUAUUAAGGUAGCUUGUUAUAUUACUGGUUCCAUGUCAAGCUGAAAUACUUAAAUUACCAAUCAAAUGAUUCCCAAAAGUGUUCACUGGCAAACUAAAUUUGCUUGUUUGUUUCUGUGUAAACUCUGCCUCAAGCAGGUAACAGAAUAAUUAAAAAGAGGAAAUUGAGGUAAUACUUUGAACUGCUGACAUAGUAUAAUGGGAAAUUUGAAAAUAAUAUUUUCAAUAUUAUUUUCUUUUCAUUGUGUUUUUUUUUCUCUAGAUUCCCAGGGUGUGGAUUUAGAUGCAUUCCUUGAAAAUGUCCACCGCCUUCAGCAGCAGCAACAAUUACAAUAACAAAGGCUAAAGAUGAAGACAUGUAUCAAUGCUGCAAAUGUAAUAUUGACUUCUUUGCAACACAAAAGUUUGUUCUAAUUUCUGAGGGAGAGAAUUAUUCCAAUUAUAGCUGCUUAAACUAGCUGACUGAUAGAAUCUGUUUUCAUUUUCUCAAUUUGAAAUAGGAGCUUUGCAAUUUGUCAGAUUGUGUCACAGGACAAAUAUUUCAUAGUGGUUAUUUAUCAUGUUUUACAUGUGUAGAGUACUUAACACUUUCCAAGUCUUUAUUUCAAAAACAGAACAAGUGACUGAAGGAUACUUCAUGAAAUAUGACCAGAGUAGGCUCAGAAGAUUGGAGGUGAAAUAUGGCAUCUCACUUGAGUACAAGAGAAAAAAAUGGAAAUCUAUCAUGAAAGCAUGUUUUAAUGUUAUUUUUCCCCGUUAUGAAGAUUUUCAAAAUCUCUCACUAUCAGAUGUGAUAAGGGCGUAUAGUCUGCAUUUUAACACACCAUCAACAAACUGCUGUUAAUAUUGAAGAUAACUACAAAGUAACAAUGUUGUUCAGAUUUUGAUAUAAAAUUUCCCAUGGGUAACCCACAAAGAAAUCUUUGAUAACUAGCUAGGAGAGUUAGAUUUUCAAUCUUAGAGGUGAGAGGGUCAUUUUGAGCAUCUCGCUUUGUUGGUAAUGAAACAUGGCUUUGAAAUAUUUGAAACUCAUCUUGCACUAAUUCUUAUUUAACAGCCAUGUCAUCAUUUAGUUUUUGAAUGCAGGGAACUCUGGAUUAACAUUCUCUCUAGCCCCUUGAGGGGAUUUAAAUGUAACUUCUUCCAACGAUACCAGUACAUUAUCCUACAAAUAGGUAAUGGGAAUAUUCAAAAUGAUGAAUUAGGGUCUGCUUUCAUGAUACAGCAUAGAGUAAUCUUGAACUGAGUUCUGGAGAUGAUGACAAAUUGAGGGCAAGAAGCGUGUUUUUGGCUUAUUAAUUUCCUUAGAGAAUCUCCUUGCCAGGAGAUCAUCGACUUAUCUCUUUUUGCUUGUGCUGUUUCUGAUUUCACUACAGCCAUCAGAAGAUCUUUUGGUAACUCACCAUCAUUUCUCAAAAGACUCAAAUCACGGGAUGUUAGUGUCUGCUUACCUGAAUUUAAAAUCAUUCCAAUUUUUAACUUGAAGGUUGCCAGAAAAUUGAGCUCCCCGCUACUUCUGAGUAUUUAAGUUUAUUCCGCUAAUUAUUAUUGCUGUAAAUUAUGCAUUUUAGAUGAAAAUAAAAUUUUUAAGUUAUUUCAAUGUACUAAAGCUUAUUGUGAGUCCCUAAAAGAACG